CCUCCUCCGCACAGGAGCUGCUGUGCCUCCGCCUCGUCUUUCACCGAGAGGAGAUCCUGAGAGCUGGAGACGUAACGAAGCCGCUUACAGCCAUGGCAGAAAACGCCGGCUUGGAAAACCACCGUAUCAAGAGCUUUAAAAAUAAGGGACGCGAUGUCGAGAUGAUGAGAAGGCAUCGAAAUGAAGUGACAGUUGAGCUGCGAAAGAACAAACGAGAUGAACAUCUACUGAAGAAAAGAAAUGUCCCACAGGAGGAGAGUCUGGAGGACUCGGAUGUCGACUCAGACUUCAAAGGACAAAAUGUCACACUUGAUGCCAUCUUACAAAAUGCUACCAGUGACAACGCAGUUAUCCAGCUCAGUGCUGUACAGGCUGCCAGAAAACUGCUCUCAAGUGACAGGAACCCCCCCAUUGAUGACUUGAUAAAGUCUGGGAUCCUGCCCAUUUUAGUCAAAUGUCUGGAAAGGGAUGACAACCCUUCUCUCCAGUUUGAGGCAGCUUGGGCCCUGACCAACAUUGCCUCUGGGACUUCAGCACAGACUCAGGCUGUGGUUAAAUCCAAUGCAGUGCCUCUCUUCCUGCGACUGCUGCACUCUCCCCAUCAUAACGUCUGUGAACAGGCUGUCUGGGCUCUGGGAAACAUUAUCGGUGAUGGUCCACAGUGCAGGGAUUAUGUAAUCUCUCUCGGUGUGGUCAAGCCGCUUCUUUCUUUCAUCAACCCCUCAAUCCCCAUCACUUUUCUCCGCAACGUCACUUGGGUCAUUGUUAACCUCUGUCGCAACAAGGACCCGCCACCGCCCAUGGAGACUGUGCAGGAGAUUUUGCCGGCCCUUUGUGUGCUAAUAUACCACACGGAUAUAAAUAUCCUAGUCGACACAGUGUGGGCCCUGUCCUAUCUGACGGAUGGUGGUAACGAGCAGAUCCAGAUGGUCAUUGAUUCAGGUGUCGUUCCAUUUCUUGUGCCUCUCCUCAGCCACCAGGAGGUGAAAGUUCAGACAGCAGCUCUGAGAGCAGUUGGAAACAUUGUGACGGGGACAGACGAGCAGACACAGGUUGUCCUCAACUGUGAUGUCCUUUCUCACUUUCCCAACCUGCUAACACACCCUAAAGAAAAGAUCAACAAGGAAGCAGUUUGGUUCCUGUCCAACAUUACAGCCGGGAACCAGCAACAAGUCCAAGCUGUGAUCGAUGCUGGACUGAUUCCUAUGAUCAUUCACCAAAUGGCCAAGGGUGAUUUUGGCACUCAGAAGGAGGCAGCGUGGGCAAUCAGUAACCUCACCAUCAGUGGGAGGAAAGACCAGGUGGAGUUCCUGGUGGAGCAGCACGUCAUUCCUCCCUUCUGUAAUCUCUUGUCAGUGAAGGACUCCCAGGUGGUGCAGGUUGUCCUGGAUGGUCUGAAAAACAUUCUCAUCAUGGCUGGAGAUGAAGCUAGCACCAUUGCUGAGAUCAUUGAGGAGUGUGGAGGUUUGGAGAAGAUAGAGAACCUCCAGCACCGAAAUGAAGACAUCUACAAACUGGCAUUUGAGAUUAUUGAUCAGUACUUUCAGGAGAUGAUAUUGAUGAGGAUCCCAGCUUGAUUCCUGAAACUGCUCAAGGAGGAACCUUCAGUUUUGAUCCAGCUUCCAGCAUGCAAACAAAGGAAUUUGAUUUCUA
Molecule: messenger RNA, 1653 nt
Organism: Thalassophryne amazonica
Lineage: Eukaryota; Metazoa; Chordata; Actinopteri; Batrachoidiformes; Batrachoididae
Product: importin subunit alpha-4-like
Biological process (GO): NLS-bearing protein import into nucleus
Cellular component (GO): nucleus; nucleoplasm; cytoplasm
Molecular function (GO): nuclear import signal receptor activity; protein binding
Source: RefSeq, a predicted model, not a curated record